This is a messenger RNA of Momordica charantia (bitter melon), 1547 nucleotides long. Its product is annotated as 17,18-epoxy-17-hydroxycur-19-ene N-malonyltransferase-like. The record is from RefSeq and is a predicted model, not a curated record. NCBI's taxonomy places the organism in Eukaryota, Viridiplantae, Streptophyta, Magnoliopsida, Cucurbitales, Cucurbitaceae.
AAUAACUAGCAACAACGAUAAUCAACAUGUUGCUUGAAAUUGUUUCGAGAGAAACCAUUAAACCCUCCUCUCCAACCCCUCCCCAUCUCAAAAUCCAUGCUCUCUCCCUCUUUGAUCAGCUCGCUCCCCACAUGUUCGUGCCUCUUGUUUUCUUCUUUCGCCACGAUAACGACUGCAGUCGUAGUAGUAUUGUCGUCAUAUCGGAAUCUCUUAAGCUAUCUCUUUCCAAGACUUUGUCUCGGUACUACCCUUUUGCGGGACGGAUGAAAGAUAAAGAGCGGGUGGAGUGUAACGACGAGGGGGUAACUUUUUUGGAAGCGAGGGUGAGAUCGGGGCGGCUAUCGGAAGUAGUGGAGAAGCGUAGAAGUGAGAUUGUGGAGGUGAUGUUUGGCGAUGGGUUGCAAUGGAAAGAGUCAAAAUCGGGUGCUUUGUUGAUGGUUCAGAUUACGUUAUUUGAGUGUGGGGGAUUUGCCGUUGGAGUGCUUCUGUCCCAUAAGCUGGCGGAUAUGGCCACCAUGGUCAACUUCAUCCAAGACUGGGCUUUGAUUUCUCGCGAUGCCGCUUUGGGAGAACAACUUGUGAAUCCACUGUUCGUCGCCGCCGAUUUGUUUCCUCUUGGCGAUUUGCCGGCCAUGUCCGGCGCCGUUAUUGAAGACGGAAAAGGCUUCCUAUGUCAUAGAAUUGUGUUCGAAGGUUCAAAGAUCGAAGCGCUCAAAAACUCAGUUUCCGACAAAGUGGAGAAUCCAAGCCGCGUGGAAGUUGUGUCCGCAUUGAUUUACAAAACCCUGAUUUCAGCAUCCCCUUCCCCUUCCAAUUCAUUAAUGCUGCAGACGCUAAAUUUACGCACACGAGUGGCGCCGCCGCUGCCGGAAAAUGUAGUCGGAAGUUUGGUGUCGUUCUUCCCGGUGGCGGCCGGCGGGGAGAAAGAGGUGGAAUUACACGAGCUGGUGGGGAAAAUGAGGGACGAAAUGGCAGAUUUCUGCAACAAAUACGCCAAAAAGUACAGAACAGAGGAGUGGGGCGAGGCGAUAAAGAAGCGAUUGAAGGAAUCGGGAGAAAUUCUGACCAAAAAUGGUGGAAACCAAGAGGUGUACAGAUUCAGCAGUGGGUGCAGAUUUCCGAUUUAUGAAGUGGAUUUUGGGUGGGGAGCGGCGGCGUGGGUCACCAUGGCGGCGUUCCGGCUGAAGAAUACGGUGAUGAUGUUGGACGCCAAAAGCGGCGGCGGAAUUGAGGCCUUGGUGGGAUUGGGGCACAACCAAAUGGCUGCGUUUCUGCAAAAUCAAGAGCUUUUAUCCUUUGCUUUCUUUGAAUCCAACUGCCAGUAACUAAAUAAGUAAUUUUCUAUCUGGGUUUUGAUUUCAGCCCAUCACUUCCGAAUUUUUAGUCGAAAAUAUAUAUUUUAAUGAAUUUUAUACAUAUAUAUGUUCAAAUUGGUUAUAUUUUUUACUAUCGUAUCAACAUUUGCAUUGAUAAAAGGUGUUUUCUUGUAAUCAUCGUUGAUUGGUUUGAAAUAAAGAUUAAGAAGUUUCAUGAGUUAGUAUGUAUGA